Didymosphaeria variabile is the source of this 1254-nucleotide messenger RNA. RefSeq lists its product as uncharacterized. The transcript has 2 exons. The record is from RefSeq and is a predicted model, not a curated record. Gene Ontology annotation, molecular function: zinc ion binding; DNA-binding transcription factor activity, RNA polymerase II-specific. Gene Ontology annotation, biological process: regulation of DNA-templated transcription. The coding region runs from base 1 to 1254 and encodes 417 amino acids. Lineage: Eukaryota; Fungi; Ascomycota; Dothideomycetes; Pleosporales; Didymosphaeriaceae.
AUGAACUUCACGGAUGAUAUCCCAUCACAGUAUCCGAACGGUGAUGCGCCGAACUUCGUUGACUUCGUCAAUGGAGUAUACGCAAGCGCCACCACAGCCAAGGAAGUCAAGCACGUUGACUUCACCCCUUUCCCCAACGAGAUCGCUCCCAUCAGCUCUCUGCUCGUGCAUUUGACAUGGGACACCACCAUGAAUCCUGCGACCGUCCAGCCAGUCUACGACAGCGGCUUGAGCGAGGCUGCUCUGGAAGGGCUGAAAGACAACGGCUUCGACGAGUGGCUCGUCUACGCCUUGCAGAAGGCACAUCAGGUUGGGGAAGAGAUCAGCCUGGACAACAUUCCAGAGAACGAACUCCUCCUGCUGCAUGUCUACGCUAUUACGCCUUGCAACAAAAUCACCAUGCUCACAGUGCCGAGCCAAUGGUAUGCACACACAGGCGAAACGUUCAAGGAGGAACUGAGAAUGUGUCUUCCUGAGCUAGACGUAGGUCUUCGUGAGAGUAACGAGAAUCGCACCUCGGUGCGCAUCGGGGGUCCUCAAUCCCAGACCGUUCCAACCUCAGCCGACCCCCUCCAGUCUGCCGACGAAGCCCUCCAGAAGAAGCCGCGUUGCUUGAAGUGCAAGGAAAAGAAGAAGAGUUGCAAUCGCGAGCGGCCGUGUGAACGAUGCGCAAAAGUCGGCCUCGGCUUCAAUGACUGCAUCCCGGAAGACGAGAGCAAGAGCCGCAACGGAUUCUACGGCGGCAGGCAUACGAAAGGUGCCAGCAAGAAGAGCCAGAACGUGGAACUGGAACAGGCUGUCGCUGACGGGAACGGGGCAGAUGCCACUGGUCACGCGCCUGGAAACGAAUCCGUUGCCGAUACCGAGAACCUCGCAGACGACGCAGACGACGCGGCGGCAGACGACCACGACGGAAGCAUGUCCUUCUUCGAGCAAGUCAACGAAUACCUGGGUGAUAUGAACGCCAUGGAGGGUUUCUUGGAGUUGUACGGAGAAUACUUCUGGGGCUAUAGGGAUUUCGAAGACGUGCUCAACGCAGCGACAAGGUUCCUUGACAGGCAGAGUGAGCUGUUUGCUGAGUUUCAGGGCUAUCUCCGAGGCGAGGAAGAUAUCCAGGAGCUCAACUGGGCUUACGAGAAUUUCCUCAUCGAGUACACCAAGGAGGAAGAGCAUGUGGAGCAUGAAGGCGAUGGCUUGGAUGACCUCUUCGAAGAUGCAGCUGAUGAAGGCAACCGGCUCAAUCAGAUUUUUUGA